AUGGGGCCGGCGUGCGCGGCGCUGGAGGCGGCUCUCCUCAGUGGAGAGGAUGUGGCUGCGUCCGGUCACCGGGACGCUCCCCUGGGCAGCUUCCCCCACCCAGCCGGGACUCCGCAGGCGGCUGGUACCACUGAGAACUGCAACAACCAUGUGCUAUGCCCAGCAAACGCCAAGUGUGUGAACAACACCCACUGCACCUGCCUGGAUGGAUUCCAGUCACAUGGGAAUCGCUUCUUCACCGACCCAACGGAGAUCUGUGACGAUAUUAACGAGUGUCUGGGGCCGAGCCCGCCAGACUGUGGACGCAACGCAUACUGCGCCAACAUGGCUGGGAGUUACUACUGCACCUGCAGCGAUGGCUACGAGCCCAGCCCUGGGAAAGCCAACUUCACACACGCGAGUGAGAACACCUGCCAGGAUAUUGACGAGUGUCAGGGCCCGAGCCCGGCAGACUGUGGACCCCACGCAAACUGCACCAAUGCGCCUGGGAAUUACUCCUGCACCUGCAUCGAUGGCUACGAGCCCAGCUCUGGGAAAGCCAACUUCACUCACGCGAGUGAGAACACCUGCCAGGAUAUGGAUGAGUGUCUGGAACUGGCUGGAGUAAACUGUGGACCCCACACAAACUGCACCAACAUGGCUGGGAGUUACUACUGCACCUGCAGUGAUGGCUACGAGGCCAGCUCUGGGAAAGCCAACUUCACGCACACGAGUGAGAGCACCUGCCAGGACAUUGACGAGUGCCAGCGAAACACCACAAUCUGUGAGCCCCACGGGAACUGCAUCAACAUGCCAGGGAGUUACAUGUGUAAAUGCAGUUGGGGAUUUGGGAAGAGUCAUAAGGAUACGUCUAAGAUCUGCACAGACAUCGAUGAGUGCAAGAAGACCCCAGAUAUCUGCAGCCCCAACGCCACGUGUGUCAACACCCCCGGAAGCUACUGGUGUGAGUGCCGGGCCGGCUACGUCCCCUCCAACAGAAACACGACCCUGUGCCAAGAGCUCACCUGCCCCCCGCUGCUGGAUGAUGACAACUCUGCCGGAACCAAGAACCUCCUGGGCAGCUUCCAGGCACAGGUGGGACGUCUCUGCAAGAAUGUGCUGGAGGAGCUGAAGCAGAUGAACUCUCAGAACGCCAAAGAGAAGCUGCAGGUGCCAAGCCAAAAUUCGGGGCCUUGCUGGGUUUGUUCCCGUUAGGGGGAGGAAUCGCUGC
Molecule: messenger RNA, 1210 nt
Organism: Chrysemys picta bellii (western painted turtle)
Lineage: Eukaryota; Metazoa; Chordata; Testudines; Emydidae
Source: RefSeq, a predicted model, not a curated record